GACGCAGCCUUUGAGGACUCAGACAAGUUCCACACCCCCGCACGAUCUCUGCAGGGCCUGGCCUAUUCCUAAGCACACCGUGCCCGGGCUCCUCGUGCCACCCCGAGCAGCAGACGUGGACGGGACCGAGCGCGACCCACGCUUGGGGCUGGGGGCCAAGGGGUCGGGAUCUCCCACUCCAGCUGCCCGCAGUGCUAUGGGGCAGUGGGGUGAUGCCGCACGGGGCACACGGGAGGGGGUGGCGGGCUCAGAUCUUGGCUCUGCCACGUGAAUGAACCAAACCCUCUGAGUUCAGCCCCCGAAACGCCCCGUAGCCAUGGAGUGGGGAGACCUGUGGUGAGACUGCCCAUGGUGGGACACCCCACAGAGGGGUGCUCCGUGGUGGGAAGCUCCGCUGUGGGGCGGUUUGGGGCGGGAUGCUCCACAAUGGGGUGUUGUGUGGUGGGACACUGCACGCGGGACGCUCCACGGUGGGACGUUCCAUCGUGGGAUGCUCCAUGUUGGGAUGUUCCAUCAUGGGAUGUUCCAUCACGGGAUGCUCCUUUUGGGGUUGCUCCACGUUGGGAUGUUCCAUCAUGGGAUGUUCCAUCACGGGAUGCUCCUUUUGGGGUUGCUCCACGUUGGGAUGUUCCAUCAUGGGAUGUUCCACGUUGGGAUGCUCCUUGGUGGGAUGCUCCGUGGUGGGACACUCCAUCAUGGGAUGCUCCCUUUGGGGUUGCUUCACAUUGGGAUGCUCCAUCAUGGGAUGCUCCCUUUGGGGUUGCUUCACAUUGGGAUGCUCCAUCAUGGGAUGCUCCCUUUGGGGAUGCUCCACGUUGGGAUGUUCCAUCAUGGGAUGCUCCCUUUGGGGAUGCUUCACAUUGGGAUGUUCCAUCAUGGGAUGCUCCCUUUGGGGUUGCUUCACAUUGGGAUGCUCCAUCAUGGGACGUUCCACGUUGGGAUGCACCAUGGUGGGAUGUUCCAUGUUGGGACGUUCCAUCGUGGGAUGCUCCACGGUGGGACACUCCAUCAUGGGAUGUUCCCUUUGGGGAUGCUCCACGUUGAGAUGCUCCAUGUUGGGAUGCUGCAUGUUGGGAGGCUCCAUCAUGCUCCACGGUGGGCCGUCCCAUGGCACAGCUCUCCAUGGCGGGACGCCCCAUCUGGCCCUGCCCCCCCAGCUCACCGCCCUCACUCACUCCAGAUGUGCAUUUCCAGAUGUGCAGCCGCCCACCACAGCUCCCAGGGCCGGGUCCAUGCAGGGCCGUGUCAGGACGCCCAGCUGGGGGUGCACCCCACCCCCAGGCAGAGCCCCCCAACGGGGCACGCAGCACUUUGCCCCCCUCCAUCAGCCCCACCAGCAGCCGGAGCCCCCCGGACACAGCUGCAGCUCUUCUAGCGUCAUUAUUGCUACAAUUACUAUUAAUAAUAAUAAUAUUUUUAGUGACAGGUGAGGGCGGGGGGCUCCGUUGGGCCCUAUGGGAGCC
This is a messenger RNA of Meleagris gallopavo (turkey), 1463 nucleotides long. The record is from RefSeq and is a predicted model, not a curated record. NCBI's taxonomy places the organism in Eukaryota, Metazoa, Chordata, Aves, Galliformes, Phasianidae.